AUGAUCAGCAUUUUGGUCGUUUGCUUAGAUUCUGAAUAUGAAUGUCAUUGUCCAUCAAUCGUCAUCAAAAUUUUGAGAAGCCUUUCAAUUAUACCAUUUACGAAUGAAGUGAAAAAGUCCAUUAUUCCAAUAAUAAAAGAGUUAUCUCCUAAAUGGAUUCGACUGUUAAUUUUGAGUUCAUUUAUGAUGGCUUUGGCCUUGAUACUCUCUUUGAUAUAUACUGCACUGUAUUUAUUUUACCAUUAAUUUACUUAGUAUGAUCACUUUAAGUUUAUUGAUGAACCUAUUCUAUGUUAUAUUGAUAGCACUUUUUCUAUCCAUUAGCUUAGGUAUUGCUAAGAAUAAUACACCAAUUCAAUAAAAUUUAUUACGACACUUUGA
Molecule: messenger RNA, 381 nt
Organism: Paramecium tetraurelia
Lineage: Eukaryota; Ciliophora; Oligohymenophorea; Peniculida; Parameciidae
Exons: 1
Source: RefSeq, a predicted model, not a curated record